This is a messenger RNA of Telopea speciosissima, 968 nucleotides long. RefSeq lists its product as uncharacterized. The record is from RefSeq and is a predicted model, not a curated record. Lineage: Eukaryota; Viridiplantae; Streptophyta; Magnoliopsida; Proteales; Proteaceae. The transcript has 6 exons. Bases 1 to 780 code for a protein of 259 amino acids.
AUGGUGAUGCUUUCCACCACCAUCUCGUUCUCCAUCUCCAUCUCCAUCUCCAUGCCUUCGUUGUUGAUGCAACCCACCUUUCUUUCAUAUUCUUCAACUACUACAUCUCUUCGUCCUCUCACUUCUCUUUCCCUCAGAAGAAACCAUUUUCCUAUUAGAAUUCGAACAACAGAGCCAAACAGCACAGCAGCAAACCCAAAUCCCAAAUUUAAGAUUUUUUCAACGCAGAGCCAAACAGCAUCAGCAACUACGGCAGUUGAGGAAUCGCCGCCAGCUCCAAAAGAUUCUGGUUCGGAUGUGAUUAGGAAAUUUUAUGGCCGAAUCAACGGCCACGAUCUCGACUCCGUGGAGGACCUCAUCGCCGAGAAUUGCAUUUACGAGGAUCUUAUCUUCCCUCAGCCAUUCGUUGGCCGUAAGGCAAUUCUAGAUUUCUUUAAGAAGUUCAUUAGUUCCAUCAGCACAGAUCUGCAAUUUGUUAUUGAUGACAUAUCUGAUGAAGAUUCAUCAGCAGUUGGGGUUACAUGGCAUUUGGAAAUAUUGUCAUUUAUUGCUAUUUUUUCAUGUGGAAAUGGAAAAAAAAUAGAGUGGAAGGGAAGGCCAUUUCCAUUCAGCAAAGGUUGCAGCUUUUACCGUUUGGACAUUAUCAAUGGGAAGAGACAGAUUAUAUAUGGGCGCGAUAGUGUGGAACCUUCUAUCAAGCCUGGGGAGACAGCUUUGGUUGCUAUCAGAGGAGUGACUUGGCUGUUAGAAAGGUUUCCAAGGCUUGUGGACCUGUUAUGACAGAAGACUGGAAUUAUUAUGACUGUACCUUUUUGUUUAUAUGAAUGAAGGUUAAGCUCCAUACAAAAGUUUCGUUACAAAUUAUUUCCUGGGAAGUGUAUCAUCAGUUAGUUAUGUUUUCUUUUUAAAGUUGUAAUUCUAUCAAGUUUAUAGAGAAAUAUAUCACAUUAUAAAUGUGAAUUUCAUUA